AUGACACUACACGUCGUUGAGGUUGCUCGAGUCGUCCCUGCCCCCGACUCGGUCCUUAACUCGGCCAACUCGCUCGUAAUCCCGUUAACUCUCUUCGACCUACCAUGGCUAGCGUUCCACCCAAUCAAACGACUCCUCUUCUACAGACUCACCGAGUCGACUCGUGAGCAUUUCCACUCCUUCAUCGUCCCUAACCUCAAACUCUCCCUUUCCCUCGCCCUCCGGACCUACCUCCCUCUCUCCGGCCGCAUCACAUGGGACCAAAACGAACCCAAGCCAAGCAUCGUCGUCACUCAAAACGACGGCGUUUCAGUAACCAUCGCCGAGAGCGACUCAGAUUUCUCUCGUCUCUCCGGCUAUGGACAGCGUCUACUCUCCGAGUUAGACGCUUUGCUACCCGAGUUACCGGUUUCCGAUGACUCAGCCACCGCUUUCUCUCCGCAGAUCACCUUGUUCCCGAACCAAGGAUUCUCCAUCGGCCUCGCGUCACACCACGCCGUUUGGGACGGAAAAACGGCAAGCAUGUUCAUCAAAGCUUGGGCUCACUUGUGCAAACAACACCUCGAGAGCGAGAACAGAGUCGUCCUCUCUCUACCGGAGAAUCUAACACCGUCUCUUGAUCGGUCGUUGCUCAAAGAUCUUACUAACCUCGACGAAGAGAUGAUCGAGGUCGUGAGAUCUUUGAAAGUGGACAAAACUAAUAAAAGAAGCCUGAGUCCAGUUCCCGCCGGAGAGCUCGGAGACGACGUCGUCUUCGCCACGGUCGUGCUGACUCGCGACGACGUUGAGAGACUCCGGGAGCGAGUCAAGAGCGAGUCGAACCGGUCGCUUCUUCACUUGUCCACAUUCGUCAUCGCCUACGCAUACGCGUGGACAUGCUUCGUGAAGGCGCGUGGAGGAGAUCCGGAGCGAUCCGUGAGUUUACUUUUCGUAGGAGAUUUCAGAGAGCGGUUGGAUCCGCCGCUUCCGGCGACCUACUUCGGAAACUGCUUGUUUCCUGCGGGCAGUUACAAUCGGAAGGCGUCGGAUUUUGCGGACGAGAGAGGAUUCGUAAAUGCGGUUGAGGUCCUAAGCGGUUUAGUGAAAGGUUUGAGUUCACGGAAGUUAGAGACGUUAGUGAAAGACUUCGCUGAGGGAUUCGAAUCCAUGAGUGAGAGCUCACAGUGCGGGUCGGUAGCCGGGUCGACCCGGUUGGGAGUAUACGAGACGGAUUUCGGGUGGGGAAAACCGGUUAAGACUGAUGUUCUCUCCAUUGAGGAAGGAGGGGGAAUCUCAAUGGCAGAGAGACGUGACGAAUCAGGUGGCGUCGAGAUCGGAAUGUGCUCGAAGAAGGCUGAAAUGGACGUUUUCCUUUCUAUUUUCAGCAAUGGUUUACAAAACUAA
Microthlaspi erraticum is the source of this 1383-nucleotide messenger RNA. The record is from the annotation of a GenBank genome assembly. NCBI's taxonomy places the organism in Eukaryota, Viridiplantae, Streptophyta, Magnoliopsida, Brassicales, Brassicaceae.